GGAGCUUGGAAGUAUUUGAAUAUCAAGCAACAGUUCUUGUUUCGACCAUGGUUGUUAUGCAGAUAACGAUCUGUCCGGUACGGCUGGUAUUCCUAUGUAAUUUCGCUGACCGAAACUCAUAAUAUCUCUAACUUUUCCCAUCUGAGACGAGCCCCUUGACCAUAGAUGAUUCAACAGCGCUAUACCUUGGGUUGUAUCCGGCAGGUUCAGAUAUCUAAUAACCUCCCUCCUAAGCAAUGUAGUCCGCUCAAAGAGCUACCCGGUGAAUACUCGCAAGGUAUGUCCGCCCCUGCGAAGGAUACCCAUUCGAGGCGUGUCGAGCUGGCCCUUUCCCUAUAACCCAAAGCACGAAUGCAUA
Messenger RNA from Neurospora tetrasperma FGSC 2508, 358 nucleotides. RefSeq lists its product as uncharacterized. The record is from RefSeq and is a predicted model, not a curated record. Lineage: Eukaryota; Fungi; Ascomycota; Sordariomycetes; Sordariales; Sordariaceae. Bases 166 to 339 code for a protein of 57 amino acids. The transcript has a single exon.